UUCCUGAUUGUCACUCUCUUAUCGGCGGUGAAACGGUAUCUUUGUAAACAAUACUCGCACACUUUGAUUUCCUGUCUAUAUAAAAUCAAUAAAAUCGAGAAAAAAACGUUCAUCUCUCUGCUGUAAUACUAAGAGGUCUGAAUUAAAAACAUGCAGAAGACAUUGAUAGCAUUUCUUUUUGUGACAGCAUGCUUGUGCUGUAUUCAGUGGAAUGUGGAAGGGACCAGCAUGCCUAGGUGCCCUGAAAAGUGCGAUGAUUUCAAAUGUUCGCCUACCAACGAUUGCCAAUGUGGCACUUAUAAAGGAUGGUGUGGCUGCUGUUCAUACUGCUACAAGUGUCCUGGAGAAGCUUGUCUCCCUCUAGCCUUAGACCGCUGCGCUCCAGGCACAAGAUGCAUCAAAGGCCCGGAUGUGCCUGGAAUGCUGCGCAUCAAUUUGCCCGGAAUCUGCCAGAUGCCUUAAGAAAUAUCCUUCAAAGAAAAAGAAUUCCAAAUUUAUUUUUUAAAAAAUAGUGACUAUGGAAAUGAAGAUAAACUUUGGUCAAGUGUUUCAAAUAGCAAAUUUUGAUUUUCUGAUUUCAUCUAAAAGCUUAACCUAAUUCCGAAAAGCAAAUCUUAAAAUCCAUAUUCCAUUCUCCCAUGAUCAUUUUGUUAAAUAUAUUGUACUGUCUUAAUUUCACUGUAAUUAAAACAAUAAUUGCUAUAAUGUAGAAUAUUUAAUAAAACCUUAUUGCUAUA
Molecule: messenger RNA, 737 nt
Organism: Argiope bruennichi
Lineage: Eukaryota; Metazoa; Arthropoda; Arachnida; Araneae; Araneidae
Product: 8.6 kDa transglutaminase substrate-like
Exons: 4
Coding region: 151-462 (103 amino acids)
Cellular component (GO): extracellular region
Source: RefSeq, a predicted model, not a curated record